AUGCCGAAUGUACUAAAACGUCCUGGCGGUACACUUCAUAAAGAACAAGAUCAAAAAACAACAAAAAUAAAGGCAGCAACAGAUAACGAUAUUUACUUCGCCGUGAUCCCUUCUCCGGAAUCAAUAGACCAAACGGCUCGAUUUUUUUCAGUAGACUUAAUAAGCUUACCUGGUAAUAGAGUACGUCAACGAAGGAUGAAAAAAAGUCAUUCAUAUCGCGAAAAUAUUAAAGAACAAACUGACUUGAAAAAAAUAAAAUUAAAAACGGCUCACUGA
Funneliformis geosporum is the source of this 276-nucleotide messenger RNA. NCBI's taxonomy places the organism in Eukaryota, Fungi, Glomeromycota, Glomeromycetes, Glomerales, Glomeraceae. The record is from the annotation of a GenBank genome assembly.